GCGAGCGCGCAUGCGUACAUUUUCCCGCCAAACGCCGCCCGAGCGCGCGUCCACAAACAAAACCUUUAUUUUUUUUAAUUUAAAAAUGUAAGAUGUUAUUGUUUUAAUUUUUGUGUUGUGCUGUGUCGUGAUGUAGCCAUGUUUCUGGGAAUUCUUCUGCUGUUGAGCGAGUGCUCGGCACUGGCUUUUAAUACCAGCGACGUUAGCCCGAGGGAUGCGUGGACGCUCCGCUACCCGCCGCGGAAGUCCCACGUACGCCGCCAGCGCACCAUACCAGCCAGCACUCCGUUCUUCUGCCAAGACUCUUUGGCUUUUGGCAAGAGUAAACAGACACCGACGUCGGUACACCGGCUAAGGCCUGGCGAUAUCGAUGUGGUGGCUGCUUUAGGAGACUCGCUAGUGGCCGGGAGCGGGGCCCUCGAAGAGUUCGCCCUCGGAGCAUUCGUGGAGUACAGAGGGGUUUCCUGGUGUGCAGGAGGCGAAGGCACCUGGCGCGAGUAUCUAACCCUGCCAAACAUCCUCAAGGUGUACAACCCGGGGCUCCGCGGCUACUCGACCGGGACUGGCGAGUGGCUCGCGCGGAACGCUCGCAUGAACGUGGCCUUUCCUGUGGCUUCAGACCAGGAUGCUUUAAAACAGGCCAAGAUACUGGUGGCUCGCAUGUUCGCGGCCCCGGACAUCGACGUCGCCCAGCACUGGAAGCUAGUCACCAUAUUCCUGGGAGCCAACGAUCUGUGCUCAGCCUCUUGUCUGUCACCUAUAGAGUGGUCGCCGCUGGCACAUGCUAAGAAGCUGGCACGGGCGCUGGACUACUUGCAUGCUAAUCUGCCUAGAACUAUAGUCAACUUAGUACCUGUUUUAGAUGUAUCAGUGUCGGUGCGCGUGCGCCGGCCCGCCAUGUGCAGGCUGAUGCACCCACUGUUCUGCACAUGCUUCCACCGAGGAGGAGGAGAACUGAGAGCUCUGGUCGCUAUGACGAGAUUAUACCAACGAGCGGAGUCUAUGCUGGUGGAAAGCGGUCGCUACGACACCCGUCCCGACUUCACCGUAGUCAUCCAGCCCUUCAUGAGACUCUUCAACGCGCCAUGGCCACCUUCGCCAAAUCUACCACUGGUCAUCCACCAGUCAUACAUCACUCAUGACUGCUUCCACUUCUCGCAGAAGGGACAUGCUCUAGCGGCCAACCUCCUCUGGAACAACCUGCUAGAGCCCGUCGGUAACAAAACCGAUGACGCAGAACCUGUACUUCUUCGCUCUUUCCGCUGUCCCUCCAGGGAAGCACCCUUCCUCUUCACGCACAACAACUCUCGGACGUACCUUGAGACGGACGCCAGGAGGGGUACGAUGAGUUAUGACAAAGGGAUGUUUUAAACACAAACGAACUCUAUGACUAUGACCAAAAAGUGUAAGAAAGAACAUUACAAUUAGAUUCUUAUAGGGCAGACAUUGAUACAUAUUCACCCACAAAAACUCUAGGAUGUAUCUCGAGGGGGGACGCCUGGACGAAAGUUUUAAACAAAUACGACUAAAAAGUGUGACAAAUCGUCGGGACAAUGGUAAAACCAACUACUUCGUUGUAGUUAUUCUAAAUAGGUUCUAUCUAUACUUACUACUUUGUUCAGAAAUUGCUGCCGUGCUCCAUGCGCUGUCUGAUCAGGGCAGCCCCGUUCCUCGAUAUCUUCACACACAACAACUCUCGGACGUACCUCGAGACGGGACGCCAGGAGGGGCACGCUGAGUUAUGACAAAGGGACGAAGUGGUAUGUCCAAAAAGUGUGUAAAAUAACAAAACGAUUAGAUUCUUAGCUAAGUUGAUAACAAUUUUGAUAGGGAAGACUUUACAUGCUCUUCACACAACAACUUUAGGAGGUACCUCGAGAGGGGACGCCACGCCAGGAGGGCUAUGAUGAAAGUUUUAAACAGAAACUGACUGUAACUAAAAAGUGUGAGAAAUGGUUGGAAUAAAGGCAGAACCAAGCCAAAGCCAAGGGCCAAGGGAUAAAGGAAAAGGCCGUUGUAGUUGUUAUUCUAAAUAGAGAACUUACUACCUACUUUGUUCGAGAAAUUACUAGUCUGCUUCUUCCUCAGUCCGUUCCCCCCGCCCCGUUCCUCUUCAUACAAAAUACAACUCUCGGACGUACCUCGAGACGGGACGCCAUGAGGGGUACAAUGAGUUAUGACAAACGGCCGAUGAUGGUUUAAUACUUUAAACACAGUCUGACUGUGAGCAAAAAACUAGUAAUACCAAGAUAUGUUGAUAAAAGAGUUUCAUACAGCAGAUUUUGCACAUAAUUCAUCUUCACAAGUUCACAUUCACACACAACUCUAGAACGUACAGUCAACCAAUUGGAACCCUAGGCCCUAAAAUGGAACUAUGUCACAGUGACGUUAUAAAUCAGAUUGUAAGAGAUCUCUUACUGCUUGUCAUUUUGACAUGGUUGUAUAGUGGCCUAGGGUUUCAAUUGGUUGACUGUACCUCGAGACGGGACGCCAGGGGGGUACGAUGAGUUAUGAGUUAUGACAAAGGAAUGAAUUUUGGUCACAAUUAUCACAAACAAUUCUAUGACUAUGACCAAUUUAGUGUGAGAGAGAGAGAUUCUUAGCUGAGUUGACUACGAUUUUUAUACGGCACUGAGAUGCCGGAUUUAAAACAAAAUAGAAAUUGUUUUUGUUGACAUUAGUUAAGUAAUUAUGUAAAUAUUUUUUUACAAAAUAAUUAAAUUGUUACCUGUUUAAUGUUACCUAAAUCAUGUGAUUGUAUACAUUUAGUUAGCGUGAGUGCCAUGGAUAAAGCUUUUUGAAUCAAAGAUACUACCUAGGAUUAUGUAAGUGAAGUAAAACUACCUACAUGAAUGUGUUUUCAAGAAAAUAAGGAAUAAAUUAAUUGUGUUUUUA
This is a messenger RNA of Leguminivora glycinivorella, 2895 nucleotides long. Its product is annotated as phospholipase B1, membrane-associated-like. Gene Ontology annotation, molecular function: glycerophospholipase activity. Gene Ontology annotation, biological process: phospholipid metabolic process. The record is from RefSeq and is a predicted model, not a curated record. Lineage: Eukaryota; Metazoa; Arthropoda; Insecta; Lepidoptera; Tortricidae. The transcript has 8 exons. Bases 139 to 1371 code for a protein of 410 amino acids.